AUGGGUAGGGGGAAUAAAGAAAAAAAGAGAGAAAAAAGUAAAAAUUCCUUAAAAUUGACAAACAGAAAAAAAAAAAAAAACUUAGUGGGAAACAGCAAAAGUGAAGAUAACGAUAUUGAUAAUAUAAACAGUGAAACUAAUGAACAAUUCUCAGAUAUAUUAAAUGAAAAUAAUAGUAAAAGAAAUAAUAUUGAAAAUGAUGAAUUAAAUUAUGAAAAUAAAGUAGAAAACUGUUUAAAUAAUAAUUCCAUUUUCGACAUGAAUUAUGAUAAAGUGGAAUGUUUAGAAUCCCUUAAUGAAAAUUUAGGAAAGAAUAAUGCUAUAGCAUCAGACUUGCAAGAUAAUAUAUCGAAUGAAUUACAGGAUAAGAAAUCAUAUAAAGAAAAGAAGAAAAGUGAAAAAAAUAAAAUUAAAAAAGAAGAAAUAAACACAAAAGAAGAUAAAAUUAGAGAAUUCAAAGUUAAAGAUAGUAGUAAUUCGGAAAGUAGUAAUGAAGGUGACAAAGAUAACAAUAUAAGUUGUAAAAGUAAGAAGUGCCUAACAGAAGAUAAAGAUAAAGAAGAUAAUAUGGAAAAUAAGGACAAAGAAAAUAAUAAUAAGGAAAAUAAAAAUAGAGAUAAUAUUAUUAUAAAAGGUUGUGAUAGUAACAGCAUUUCGUAUUCUGAUAAUAAUGAAUGUAACAAUAAUACAAGUAAAGGAAUUUUAAAUUAUGAUAAUUCAAGUAAUAUAAAUAACAAGGAAAACUUAGAAACUGGAAAAAUUAUAGAUAAUGAUGAUAGUAAAAAUGGUAAAAUAGAAUCGAAGAAAAAUAUAAAAUUUGAUAAUAAUAAAAGUAAUAAUAAUAAUAAAGCUAAAAAUGAUACAAAAGAUGAAGAAGUCAUUCUUAAUAAUGAAACUAAUACAGAUAACUCAAAAAACAAGAAGAAUAAAAAAUAUAUAAAAACAAAUGAUACUAUUACUAAAGCUAAGUUAAAUUUAAUAAACACAAAUAAUAAUGAUUUAAAUUAUACAAAUGAAAAAAAAUGUUCAGAAAAUAAUAAAUGUACAAUAGUAAAAACCUUAAAUCAUGAUAAGAUGAAUAAUGAUAAUAAUAAUAUUAAUAAUGAUAACAAUAACCAUAAUAAUAGUAAUAGUAAUAAUAACAAUAAUAGUAGCAACAACAAUAAUAAUAAUGGUAAUGAUAAUAGAAAUAAUAAUAAUAAUAAUAAUAAUAAUAAUAAUAAUAAUAAUAAUAAUAAUAAUAAUAAUAAUAAUAAUAAUAAUAAUAAUAAUAGCAAUAGUAAUAAUAAUAAUAGUAAUGAUAAUAGCAAUAAUAAUAAUAAUAGCAAUGGUAAUAAUAAUAAUAGUAACAAUAAUGAUGAUGAUGAUAAUAACAAAACAAAUAAUAAAUUAGAGGUCAUUGUAGAAAGUAAGAAAAAUAAAGAUAAAGAAAAUAACUUAAUAAAUAGUGUAAAACAUAUUAAAGAAGCAAACAAUAUACUACAAGAAAAUAUUACAAAAAAUUCUGAUAUUUUGAAAAUAGAUGAAAAGAUAAAUGACGUAAAUAAUAAAAUUUUUAAAAAAAGAGAAGCAAAUAAAAAAAAGAAUAUAGAUAAAGAAUUGAAUAAAGAAGGUAUGCAUAAGAAGAAAGCGAAAGAAAAAGAAACUAAUAAAGAAGAAUUUUGUAAUAAAAAAAAUACAAAAGAAGAAAUAAAUAAAAGAAAAAAUGAAAAGGAAGAGAUAAUUAAAAAGAAAAUGGACGAAAAAGAAAUAAAUAAUGAAAGAAUUAACAAUGAAGAAACGGUUCAUAAAGAGGUAGAAAAUGGAGAAUUACCUAUACUUAAAGAACAGAUAAAUAAAGAGAUAAUUAAUAAGAAAGAGGUAAAUAGUAAAAAGGAAGAAUGUGAUAAAGAAGAAGUAAAUGAAAAGGAUAAAAUAAAUAAUAAUAAAGAAGUAGAUGAUAGAAAAAAUGAAGAAAAUUUAACACUAGAAGAAAUAUUAUAUGAAACAACAGAAAGAUCAAAAAGAUAUAACAGAAAUAAUUAUGGAUUAUUAGGAAUAUUAAAGGUUAUUAAAAUGACUGAUCCUCAUUUAAAUAUAUUAGCUUUAGGAACGGAUUUAACAACUUUAGGAUUAAAUUUGAAUUCUCCUGAUUUUCUUUUUUCAUCUUUCUCAUCUCCUUUAUCUGAUGACCCCACUAAUAAAGAUGAUUAUUUCACAAAACCAAGUUCAUAUUUAAAUACUCAAUUUCAAAUUCGCCUAUCGUUAUUAUUAAAAUUGCAAACAGAAACAUUAUUUUACAUUUUUUAUAAUUUGCCAAGAGAUGUCCUACAGGCUUACGCAGCCUCAGAACUUUAUAUAAGAAAAUGGUUAUAUCAUAUUAUUUAUAAAAAAUGGUUCACUCCAAAUAAUUCUUCUAAUUAUACAAAUUUAGAAAAAUGCUCUUCAUGGGUAUAUUUUGACCCAAUUACAUGGACGAAGAAAACAUAUGAUGAUUUUUUGAAUAUAGAAGAUAUAAUGAAUGUAGAAGAUGUUACUAAAUGCAUUGAACAUAUAAUUAAAUUACAAUCUUACUAUAACAUUAAUCAAUCAAAUAAUAGCAAAAAUGUUGAAUCAAAUGCAAACAAUAAUAAAAUAAGUAAUAAUAUUUCUAGCACUUUAUAG
Plasmodium relictum is the source of this 2643-nucleotide messenger RNA. RefSeq names its product CCR4-NOT transcription complex subunit 2, putative (gene NOT2). Gene Ontology annotation, cellular component: P-body; CCR4-NOT core complex. The record is from RefSeq and is a predicted model, not a curated record. Gene Ontology annotation, biological process: nuclear-transcribed mRNA poly(A) tail shortening; regulation of DNA-templated transcription. The transcript has a single exon. Bases 1 to 2643 code for a protein of 880 amino acids. Lineage: Eukaryota; Apicomplexa; Aconoidasida; Haemosporida; Plasmodiidae.